Oncorhynchus tshawytscha (Chinook salmon) is the source of this 2139-nucleotide messenger RNA. Its product is annotated as vacuolar protein sorting-associated protein 13C-like. The coding region runs from base 178 to 2139 and encodes 653 amino acids. Gene Ontology annotation, cellular component: extrinsic component of membrane. NCBI's taxonomy places the organism in Eukaryota, Metazoa, Chordata, Actinopteri, Salmoniformes, Salmonidae. The record is from RefSeq and is a predicted model, not a curated record. Gene Ontology annotation, biological process: protein targeting to vacuole; protein retention in Golgi apparatus; mitochondrion organization. The transcript has 18 exons.
GACCUGGAGGUGUUGACUUCAGCUACUCUCUCCAAGCUGGAGGAGAUUAAGGACAAGACAGCCACUGGUCUGUCUCACAUCAUUGAGACCCGGAAGAUUCUGGACCUGAAGAUUGACCUAAAGCCUUCAUACCUGCUGGUGCCUAAGUCUGGCUUCUACCACGCCAAGUCUGACCUGAUGAUCAUAGACUUUGGUAGUCUACAGCUGGUGAGUGUGGGCCAGGGGAACCCCCAGUCUUUAUCUCCCAGUUUCAGUUCCCUGGAGGAGAUUAUGGACCGUGCCUACGAGAAGUACUCACUGGAGCUACGUAGUGUCCAGGUCCUUUACAGCAAGUCAGGUGAGGAGUGGAAGACGGCCCGUCAACGUGGUUCCUCUGUACAGCACAUCCUGCAGCCCAUGGACUUCAGCCUCCAGCUGGCCAAAUGCAUGGUGGAGAAGGACACUAGGAUGUCCAGAUUCAAGGUGUCUGGAGAACUGCCUCUCCUCCAUGUGAAGAUCUCAGACCAGAAGAUCCAGGGAGUGUUGGACCUGGUCAACAGCAUCCCCUGCCCCAGAGUGAUUCCACCCUUCCACCCCCACCCAGAAGAAGGUACAGUUGGUAUGCCCCAGAGUGAUUCCACCCCUUCCACCCCCACCCAGAAGAUGCUGAGUUUGUCUGAGGCCAGGCCCAACGUCUUGGGUUUACAGUCCACUGUCCUGCUGGAUGCAUUAGAGACAGACUCAGAUGGAGAGUCAUAUUAUAUGUCCGUGGAUGAUGAGCACCAACCCUCCGUCAUAGAGGAGCUGACUGACGUACACUUCAAGUUUGAAGUCAAAGCGGUGCUAUUGGAGUUGACGCGUCAGGCUGACCAGGAGAACACGCUGUUAGCCCUCAGUGUGUCUCAGCUGGGAGCAGAGGGCAAGAUGAGAACCUAUGACCUCACCAUCACCUCCUACCUCCGUAAAGUAGGCCUGGACUACUGUGAGAUACGAGACUCCAAUAACCAGCCUCUGCACCUGAUCAGCUCCUCAGACAAGCACGGCUCAGACCUGCUCAAAGUGGAGUACACCAAAGCUGAUAUCAACGGGCCUAAUUUCCAGACCACGUUUGACAACACUGAGCAAAACCUGAAGGUGGAGUUGUCAUCUCUAGACUUUCUCCUCCACACCAAAGCGCUCCUCUCCACCAUCAACUAUCUGAACACAGCCGUACCCCAGGAGCUGACAGCCUCCAAGGACAGAGAGGCCAAGAAACAGGUGGAGAAGGCUGGACAGGGGAAGACAGUGUCGAAAGGAGCAAAAAACAGCAAUGUGACAAACUUCAAACUGUCUGCUAAGCUGGGUUCAUUCCGUGUGGAGGUGUGUGAUGACCGGCGGAACAUCGCUGACAUCACAAUACAAGGUAUUGAUGGGUCGGUGCUGGUCCAGGCCAAAGAGACAAUGCUGUUUGCCAGGCUCAGGGACAUAGUGGUGCUGGAUGUCGACCCCAAAACCAUCCUCAAAAAGGCCGUCUCCAUCGUGGGCGAGGAGGUGUUCAGCUUUCAGAUGUCCCUGUAUCCCAACGCUACGGAGGGAGAAGGUUACUCAGACACCUCCAAGGUGGACGGGAAGGUUACCAUGAGGCUGGGCUGCAUCCAGAUCGUCUAUCUGCACAAGUUCCUUAUGUCUCUACUGACAUUUCUGGAUAACUUCCAGACGGCCAAAGAGGCGGUGAGUGUGGCCACGGCCCAGGCAGCAGAGAAGGCGGCCUCCAGCGUCCGAGACUUUGCCCAGAAGAGCUUCCGUCUCUCCAUGGACAUCAAGCUGAAGGCCCCUCUCAUCGUCAUCCCUCAGUCCUCCACCUCACGCAAUGCGUUUGUGGUGGACCUGGGGCUCAUCACCGUGGGCAACAGUUUCAGUCUGAUGUCGGCUGAAGGGUUCUCACUGCCCGCUGUGUUGGACACCAUGGACGUCAAACUCACUCAGCUCAAACUGUCCAGGACCACGCUGAAACAAGGCUCCCCACAGACAGACAUUGAGAUCCUUCAGCCAAUCAAUUUAGAGCUUCUGGUCAAACGGAACCUGGCCUCUUCCUGGUACAACAAGAUCCCUGGAGUAGAGGUUCAAGGAAUGCUCAAGUCUAUGAAUAUGGCUCUGGGUCAGGAGGACAAGGUGUCCUGA